This is a messenger RNA of Kickxella alabastrina, 399 nucleotides long. RefSeq names its product phosphatidylinositol N-acetylglucosaminyltransferase subunit P-like protein. The coding region runs from base 1 to 399 and encodes 132 amino acids. The transcript has a single exon. Gene Ontology annotation, molecular function: phosphatidylinositol N-acetylglucosaminyltransferase activity. Gene Ontology annotation, biological process: GPI anchor biosynthetic process. The record is from RefSeq and is a predicted model, not a curated record. Lineage: Eukaryota; Fungi; Kickxellomycota; Kickxellomycetes; Kickxellales; Kickxellaceae.
AUGGUAGCAAAGACGCCGACAUUUGAGUACUACGGUUUUGUUGUUUAUCUGGUGUCUCUGGCGGCAUUCUUUGUGUACUUGAUGUGGGCGUAUCUGCCAGACAAUGUUUUAGAAGCCAUCGGCAUCACUUACUACCCAGAUCGCUACUGGGCGCUGGCUCUGCCUGCGUGGUGGAUGACUGCUGUGGCAUUCGUGUAUCUCUUCAAUAUGGCCGCCAACAUGUACAACACGCCGCUGCUUAAUUCGAUAGACAACAUCACCGAUUCGUACUCCAAUAUGCCCAAGGACAUGUCAAAGGCGGGUGAGUUCUAUAGUUCUGAAAUUGGAGGCAUUCCGCCAGUCAGCGACCUCCCUAUCUCAUUGGUAAACAAGUGCCUCUACCAAGAGAGUGAAUCAUGA